AUGCAGUCGCCCCCCCCCGCUGAUUCCAGCUCCUCCGUCAAACCGCCGCCGGGCCAGGUGCGUUUCUCCUCCGUCACCGAGGAGAUCCAACCGCAUAAUCGCCGGACUACGCUAUCCCCUACCCCGGAAGAGGAGGUGGAGGAAGGCUUCAGUGGCCUGAAGCCUGAUGCUCAGGAGGAAUUACGCGAACUGGCCAUGAGCCUGCGCAGCACCCAGCUGCAGGAAAAUCGUAUUCGCCAUUUCGCCUUUGAGACUGUCUCGCUCCCCUCGUCACGGGUUGGGUCCCGCGAGUCCAGCGAACGGGGGCCCCAAGACACGGCGAGCUCUCAUGGCGCCUCGCCGCGUGCUUCCCCUCCUGUCUCGGUCAUGCAAUCGCCUCCGUUAACCCCCGCAGCCACCCAUUCCCGCGACGGAAAGAACGGUGACGGCCAUAACCACCAAACCAAUCAUCCUAAUCAUCGCCAUGGUCAUGCCCAUCCCCCGCCGGCCCUACAGACCGACCGGCUCAAUGGUCAGCCCGUCGCCAUGACCCCGGACACCUCUCCGCCCAUCACCGUCGCUGACAACAGGGCCCCGGGGGCGCAGAGCACUUCGUCAUCACGCCCUUCGUCAGCCGAGCAACUGUUAUCGAAGCGGAAUGACGCCACCACCACCACCACCCCUGGCGGCGCUUCCGAAACCAUCGCCCGCCAAAACGAGGCCAAGCAUCACCGCGCCCAGUUCUUCCUGGGCCCCAAUGCUGAGAGCUCCCAGGAGGAAAGUCCGCCGCCCACUCCAAAAUCCGAUUUCGGUUCCUUCACCCCUCCGGGUGCCAUUACCCCCGUGGGUGAGCCCAACGACCCAUACGCGCGCAGUCGCCGCCCCCCUCAGUCGAAAACACAGAUCGACUCCCGAUUCAUCUUUGGUAGCCUUGACUCCAAACGCCGCGGUCACCAGUCCUCUUCUUCCUUUGGCCGGCCUGCCACCCCACGCUCCACCAGCACCAGUGACCUGAAAUCCCAUGAGAAUAAGCGCUCCUCACUUUUCGGCAGCAAGAAGGAUCUUCGCGAGCAAGACUACGGACACAUCGAGACCAGACCUCAGGGCUCCAUGGCCGAGCUCAAGCGCUUCUUCAAGAUGGGCCAUCACCGCCACAAGCGCGGCGAGUCGCCCACCUCGGCCCCCAAGCGCUCCAGUCGCUCCUCGGGAAAGAGCGGCCCCUUCCACACGGGCCCCGAUAACGUCCCCUUUGCCGACGACCACGGCCUCCAGUCUAAAUACGGCAAACUGGGCCGCGUGCUGGGGUCCGGCGCCGGCGGCUCGGUCCGCCUGCUGAAGCGCAGCAGCGACGGCGUCACCUUCGCCGUCAAGCAGUUCCGCGACCGUCACUCCUGGGAGACCGAGAAGGAAUACUCCAAAAAGGUGACGGCGGAGUUCUGCAUCGGGUCCACUCUGCACCACGGCAACAUCAUCGAGACCCUAGACAUCAUCCAAGAAGGCCCCCAUUGGUACGAGGUCAUGGAAUAUGCCCCCUAUGACCUGUUUGCCUGCGUCAUGACCGGCAAGAUGAGCAAGGACGAGAUCGCCUGCUCCUUCCGCCAGAUCGUCAGCGGUGUCGCCUACCUACACGGCAUGGGACUCGCCCACCGUGAUCUGAAACUCGAUAAUGUCGUGGUCAACGAACACGGCAUCAUGAAGCUCAUCGACUUUGGAAGCGCUGUCGUCUUCCGCUAUCCGUUUGAGAAUGACAUUGUUUUUGCGUCAGGCAUUGUCGGAUCGGACCCGUAUUUAGCCCCCGAGGUGUAUGAUGAAAAGAAAUAUGAUCCUCGCCCGACAGACAUUUGGUCACUGGCCAUCAUCUUUUGCUGCAUGACGCUGCGACGGUUCCCCUGGAAGCAACCGCGCACCAGUGAUAACUCUUACCGACUGUUUGUGUCGACUCCGACCCCCGGGACGCCCGUGCCCGACGCGGAACCCCGGCGCAUCCGUCCCAAAUCCGCAGCCGACCUGGCUCAGAGCAUUGACCCGAAGAAACCGCCUCCACUCCUUCUACCGGAGCAACCAGCUCAGGGGGCCGCCGAAAAGGUCAACGGGACCAACAACAACAAUAACAACGUGUCCAUCACCUCCGAGAAGGUAGAACCGGCGUCCAAGCCGGAACAAACUUCGGGUGACGAGAAAACGCCCGAGUCGCCGCAGGACGGCAACCGGCCCAAGGUCUCCCGUACCACCAGCAAGGAGGCACCCCCGCUGCCGCCGGGCGUCCAGUCUGGCCAGCGACAGGAGGUGAUCAAGGGGCCCUGGCGGCUGUUACGCAUCCUGCCGCGUGAGAGUCGGCAUGUCAUCGGACGCAUGCUCAAGGUCAACCCCAAGGAGCGUGCGACGCUGGAUGAGGUGCUCACAGAUGACUGGGUGCGUGCCAUCAAGGUCUGCCAGCAGGAGGUCAACGGUGAGCUGAUUCGGGCUCCUGGCCACGAACAUGUCCUCGAACCGCCAGCCCCCAGGGCACGUACAAAUUGUAGAUUGACUUCUGGCGCCAUCGCCGGCCUCACAGUCGACUGCUCCCUCUACCCGCUCGACACGAUCAAGACCCGGCUCCAGAAAGCUCGCACCCCGCUGUCAAGCUCUUCAGCUUCAGCUUCGACGACGACCAUCCCUAAGCCGUCGCUUCGGCAGACUCUCCGCGGGAUCUACGCCGGUCUUCCGUCCGUGCUGUUCGGGUCUGCGCCUUCUGCCGCCUCGUUCUUCAUCGUCUACGAUGGGGUGAAACGGACGCUUCUCGACAUGGAAAAGAAUCCAGGGGCGGAAAGGAAACCAUCUCGGACACACCUCAUCCUCACACACUCGCUUGCUUCGUCGCUUGGUGAGAUCGCGGCGUGCGCCGUCCGCGUGCCGACGGAGGUGGUCAAGCAGCGCGCCCAGGCGGGGCUCUUCGGCGGCUCGACCCUGCUCGCUCUCACGGAUAUUCUGAAUCUACGCCGGCAGCCGUCGGGGGGUUAUCUUCGGGUGAUUCGUGAGCUGUACCGUGGAGCGGGGAUCACGAUCGCGCGCGAGAUUCCCUUUACAGUCCUGCAGUUUACCAUGUGGGAGUCCAUGAAGGAGAGCUACAUGAAACGAUCAUCACAGUCAUCACAGUCAUCACGGUCGUCGUCUGGUGCGUCGGGGAAUGGGUUUAUUCCUGCCUCGACGAGCGCGGUAUUCGGAAGCAUCGCUGGUGCGAUUGCCGCGGGGCUGACCACCCCGUUGGACGUGAUCAAGACGCGGGUGAUGCUCGCGCGACGAGACGAAGGCGCCGGCCGGGUGCGAGUGCGAGAGAUCGUGCAGGAGAUUGCGAGCGAGGGAGGAGCUGGCGCCUUCUUCAGGGGCGUUGGCCCGCGGGUGGCCUGGAUCGGCAUCGGGGGGGCGGUCUUCCUGGGGAGUUACCAGUGGGCAUGGAAUACGUUGGGAAGGAGGGAGGAGAAGAGUGAUCUGGGCCAGCCAUCGGUCUUGCUUACCCGCCUCUUCUUCCCCUCUCGCUUCUCCUCCUUCUCCCACUCUCUUUCGGCUUCAAUCCUCUGCUCUGCCUCUGCUUUCUCUUGUGCCUCCUGGCAAUCAGCCUGCAUGGCGAGGAAAUUCAGCCAUCAGAGGGUCACUUAUGUCCUUCCUCCCCCUGACGCUCCAGGCGGCCACCGACUGGGUGUGAACGGAUUGGCGGUCGACGUCGACAACUCCAUCCUAUAUUCCGCUGGUCGCGAUGGCGUCGUCUGCUCGUGGAACCUUGAUGCCUCGGCCGCUACGACCCCCGACACGAAGAACCCUCCCGCAACGACCUUUCGCAGCCAGGUCCAGGCACACAGCCACUGGAUUAACGAUAUCGUCCUGACGCAAAACAACGAGGCGCUUGUCUCUGCCUCGUCGGAUACCACUGUGCGCCUGUGGCGCCCGCACGCGGACGCCGCCGACCUCCCCGCCCCGAUCGGCAAACACGCCGACUAUGUCAAGUGUCUGGCAACGCCCGGGAGCAGCUCGUCCUGGGUCGCCUCGGGCGGGCUGGACCACUACCUCUACCUGUGGGACGUCAACGGCGGCGGCGAGACGCUCAAGAUCGACACCUGCGGCGACGACAAGACGGCCAAGGGCUCCGUCUACGCGCUGGGCGCCGUUCACUCCGUGCUCGCCACGGGAGGGCCUGAGAGCGCCGUGCGUGUCUGGGACCCCAAGUCCGGGAAGCUGAUCACCAAGUUCGUCGGCCAUACGGACAACGUGCGCGACAUUCUCAUCAACCGCGCCGGCGAUACCAUCAUGACCGCCUCGUCGGACCAGACCGUCAAGAUCUGGUCUCUGACCGCCGGCCGCUGCAUGCACACCCUCACCAUGCACAACGACAGCGUCUGGUCCCUGUAUUCCGACGAUCCGGACCUCGCUGUCUUUUAUUCUAGCGACCGCUCUGGUCUCGUCGCCAAGACUGAUACCCGUCGCGCCUCGGACAUCGAUCACGGCCUUUGCGUCGCUGUCCUGCAGGAGCACGAGGGUGUCGUCAAGGUCGUCGCGGCCGGGGACUCCAUUUGGACCGCUACCCCGAAAUCUAGCAUCAACCGCUGGCGCAACAUCGACACUACGCUUGAGAUCGAGGCUCCGCCAGCUUCAGAAGAAGAGGAAGAAGAAGAAGAAGAAGAAGAAGAAGAAAAGAAACAGACUGAGCCCGCGCCGGCAAAAGCAGCAGCUGAAACGGCGCCAGCAUCCAAAGAAGCUCCUCCGAAACCUCAGAAGAUCCCCUACAAUUCGGUCCUCCUUCUGACCAGUACCUCGACUUUCCCCCAUACAGCCCGGCCGGGUGUGGAGGUGACCAACCCAAGGGCCAAUGCAACCAGUCAGUCCGACGAUGAGUUGGGACUCGCUGCCCCCGCGCUGUCCCUGCCGGUUGAGACCAUAGAGGGCCAACACGGACUGAUCAAAUACUUGAUGCUCAACGACCGCAAACGAACCCUAACCCAAGAUUCGGCGGGCGAGGUUGUCCUGUGGGAUCUUCUCAAGUGCACACCCAUCAAACAGUUCGGUAAAUGCCAUAUGGACGACGUCGCUCUUGAAAUCAAUACCACGGAAAGCAUUGCCCACUGGUGCACCAUUGAUAUCCGGACGGGUCGGCUGUCGGUCAUCGUCGAGCUUAACCGGUGCUUCGACGCUGAGGUAUAUGCGGAUGAAGCCGAUCUGGCAGAUCUCACUCCUUUCCGCGAAGACCAGCGAAUCAAUCUUGGCAAGUGGAUUCUGCGGUGGUUAUUUGCCCCUCUGGUCGACGAGGAGAUGGCACGCGACGCGCAGUAUCGCGCGACGGCCGUGGCCAAAGCCGAGGAGAUUGCCAAAUCCACCGCCGAGGCCGCCAAUUCGUCGUCUUCUUCGUCGCAUGCGACCUCACGACCGAUCGGAAUCCCCGUGCCGCCGCGGGAUAUUGGCGGCGCCGGGUUUGGACAUGGAGUGCCGGUCACGCCUGGGUUUAGCAUCGCGUCCACGAACCACUUUGGCACCUCGCCCUUCACCAUGGGUGAUGACGACGGCUCAGAGCUGCUCUCUUCCUCACACCCGCCUGCACCGACCUCGGCGGUAGCAGCAGACCUGACGCGCAGCUCGGGCGAUUACUUUUCAUCGCGGCCGAAGAACCCACUGUCCAGGAUUGAUUCGCAGACCCAGGCACCCUCGAGUGGUGCCGCCUUGCCACAGUCGCCGUCGGAGCCGGACAAGGAGGAGAAGAAGCAGCGCGGCGGGUCGCUGUUCAGCAAGAAGUGGAAUCUCCCCAAGAAGCUGGGCCGCACCCCCUCAGAGGCCAAGCCGCCUGUCCAGGAGGAAAAGGUCGAGGACUCGGACAAAUCGUCGGUCAAAGAGGAGAAGGUGUACGAGAACAACCUGGGCGGCGUGAUCGAGCGCAUGCGCGACGAGUACGAGGAAUUCCUGGCCGCCCAUCCGGCGCAGGCGUCCGAGCUGGUCUCGGCCAUCACCCCAAGCCCGGAGAUCGAGACACCCCGGCUCGAUGUGCCCGCUCGCACCACCAUCUUCAUCCAGGAGGAGUCGGGCGACUCGGCCGUCGCCACAGAUUUGUACCGGGGGAGCUUCGAAUCGGUCGCGCAGGACAUUGACAAGUUGGAGAAGUCGAUUCCCCAAUGGUUGGGCGAGUUGUUACUGAAGAACCAAAUCAUCCCGAAAGAACCUGUCAAGGUGGCAUUUACCUUGAAGCCGUACGACGACUUGCUGCCACACGUUUCCAAGCCCGAUUUGACAAACGGCAGCUCCCGACUGAACGCGAACCGCAUGCUCCGCGCAAAGAAGAUUCUGGCAUAUGUAGCAGAGCGGAUCGAUCCGAACUACGCAGACGAAGAAAAUGCCCUCAAGCCGGAGGAGUAUCUUGAGCUGUACUGUCAGAGAACGAUCAUCCCUUCGAACAUGACACUCGCAACUAUCCGACAACACCUGUGGCGCUCUGGCGGCGACAUGGUUCUCUUCUACAAGGCUAACGGCCGACGAGAGAUCAAGAUGCCUCCAUCGGAAGAAGAGGGACAGGCACAGGCACAGGGACAACCUGCGAGUCUGCCGGCAAGCAUCCACUCAUCUACACCGUCAGGGCCUGCCUCGCCGAAGCCUUGA
Messenger RNA from Penicilliopsis zonata CBS 506.65, 6591 nucleotides. RefSeq lists its product as hypothetical. Gene Ontology annotation, molecular function: protein kinase activity; ubiquitin binding; ATP binding. The record is from RefSeq and is a predicted model, not a curated record. The transcript has 15 exons. Gene Ontology annotation, biological process: protein phosphorylation; protein deubiquitination; double-strand break repair via homologous recombination. NCBI's taxonomy places the organism in Eukaryota, Fungi, Ascomycota, Eurotiomycetes, Eurotiales, Aspergillaceae. Bases 1 to 6591 code for a protein of 2196 amino acids.